GAAGCAUUUUGUAUCGCAUUUUUUACCAUAAUUCCAUAACUGAUAACGAAUUUUAGCUCUACCAGUUCUAAGAAAGUUACGGGGUUAUAAAUCACAAGUAUGAUCAGUUUCCAAUUGCUGUAGUUUUUCACUGUUAUGAAUGUUUUUAGUUGAGAAAUCAGUGGCGCGCGAGAUAUGGAUUCUGCACUAUCGCCGCCGAAAGGUCCGCUGCAGCGGUCCACCACUCGAUGGUUGGCGGACAUCUGCAACCGCACAACGAACCAUUCGCCUCUUCCCCUGAUAUGGAUUUUUCAGAGUGUCUUCGGCAUUUCUUCUGUAAGCUGGCUAUCAUUAUCCGGGGCCCAGGUUGCUGCUGAAAUUGAAGAACGCAAGUUUCGCGCGCGUCAUCUUCCCAAACUCCAUCACAUCCUCGGGCGACUGGUUUUCGUUUGGAUAAUCAUGGAAAUGUUGAGGCAUUCAGUGUUGUGGUUUCUUGUUAAUUUUGUGGAUCCUCAGAGCAGAUUUUUUACCUACAUUUCAAGUCGGACUUUAUUUUAUGUGGCGUAUGGAUUCGUAAUUGUAGUCGGGAUUCUCGUACUCACGGAAAUUGUUCGGUAUUCCUAUAUUGGCGUGCUCCAAGUUCCUUUGAACAUUCUCCAAACGUACCAAGCCGAGCAUCUCGCCAACACCAGCAUGUUCAGCGUUGCGCGAGCCCAGCAAGAGGAUCCGCGAGAUAAAUUUGCUCGAAAUCUCCGUUUGCGACAAUCAGUGAAGCAAGAGCCCGAUCAGCUAGCGGAUUUAAGUUUUUCCCAGUUUAGCGCAAAUGACAACAACAACUACAUUCGCACGCCAUAUUCAGACAAUUCACCAUUCCAGCGUCAGAUGUCGGGUGGAUUCGGGCGUUCGAGUCCGCGGCGACAUAUGAACGACAGUCUGAACAAGUCGCUUAAUCGUUCUUUCGGGUCGAGUCAUUCUUCCGGAUCAAAUACAUCGAGCCCUUCCUGUUUGUUUGCGGCAGUGGACUGGGAUCCAGUUGAUCGUGAUGAAAUUGAAAAUUUUUGUGGCCAAGCGGCGCUCGAUAAAUUAUUGGCUCAGGAGCAGCUAUUCGAAAAACAGCGACUUACGAUGUUGGAAGAUGAGAGCAUGAACUGGAGUCCGCAGAUACAGUCGUUGCGAGAUCAAAAUUAUCAGACAUCGAGCUCCUUUCACAUCCCCUCUCCGAAAAAAAGCAAGAAGACCGGGACGCCGGACAUUGAUGAGCCGAUGGAAAGGUUGACCCGACUGAAAGGUGACGAUAAAGUUUAUCCUUUAGAAGACCUCUCCUGGAUUCAGUUGAAAGUUUCGGUGGAAACGCUUCAUUUCUGGACUGAAAACUUGCGCAUGUGGAUCGCUGAUACUGUGAUAUCGCCGUUGCUCGUGAGAAUCGACGAAGUUAAUCGCAAGCUACAUGAAAGGAUGCAUACGGAAAAUGUUGUUGGGGAAUCUUCUACGCCUGAUUCGUUACGUCAAACAGCAGACAAACAUCGCCAGAAUAUUCCUGAGCUAUUGCAGAUCAUUCCAUUUUUGGACAUCAGCAUGCAACAGGAUUAUGUUAUUAAACGUCUUAAAGAACUAGUGAAAGAUGGAAUAUUGGGCGAUUAUUCUUGGAACUCAGGUUCUUCUUACGGCGGUCAACCUUGGCAGGAUUUUCUUCCAACUGAUGCCGCUUUGGUAAUGCAUUGCUUCAUAACGUUUUUGGAUGUCAUCCUGCCACCCGAUCCCCAUGCAGCUAAUUGGCGAAGCUUUUCUCAUCGUUAUGUGCUUCGGAGUUUGGGCUCUUGGAAAGCAGAGGAUCCGCAUAAACCAAGUAUACACCAGGCGGUGUCCAAUCCACCGAAAUAUGAAAUUUUGUAUGGAGGCCAGUUGCUGCAGGUAGCAGAGGGGAAAAAUAACGUGUUUCACACAAUCCUGUUAUUCGCGCGUCUGAUGCAACUUCGUGAAAAAAACGGACAAGGAUAUGCUAACCUUGGACCGGGACGAAUAAUUUUCCGUGUCUUUGAUACCUAUAAAUGAUGAAAGACGGCGACUCAUAUUCUCUCCUCUGGAUCUCGAACUGAUGUUGAUGCAUUACUUGAUUCUAAACUAGUACUGGUGGCCACCUUUUGAAGUUAACUAAUUACUAUUUUAGGACUCGUAGUGGGAUUUGUGAGACAUUUAAUUUUGUUUUGUUUUAAUCGACCUUUGAAAAUUUGAAAUCUCCCGCUUUGCCUACGUAUUUUGUUGUUGUUGUCUAGUGUCUUUUAUAUCUUUUAGGGAAAGUCAGCAUUGUAAAGCAGCAGGCCUGUAUAGUAACUCAUAAAAGGUGGGCAUUACUAUGAAUGUAUUAUUAAAAUGGGAUC
Paramacrobiotus metropolitanus is the source of this 2357-nucleotide messenger RNA. RefSeq lists its product as uncharacterized. The record is from RefSeq and is a predicted model, not a curated record. Gene Ontology annotation, cellular component: membrane. NCBI's taxonomy places the organism in Eukaryota, Metazoa, Tardigrada, Eutardigrada, Parachela, Macrobiotidae. The coding region runs from base 175 to 2031 and encodes 618 amino acids. The transcript is spliced from 10 exons.